AUAAUGCUUAGAGAUUUCUCUCUCGAUUAAUUUUUUCAAGUUUUAAUCAGUUUUAGAAUUGCAUAUAAAGUUCAGUGAUUAAUAAGGAUGUACUACGCUUGAUUAUAUUGUAUAUAAAGAAAAGAAGAUAUUUGUUUACAAGUUUUUGUAUAACAAUUUUUGAAAAAACCAAAAAUGCCAGAUAUAAAAAUUACACCACUCGGUGCUGGACAAGAUGUUGGGCGUAGCUGUAUUCUUGUUUCAAUGGGUGGUAAAAACAUUAUGUUAGAUUGUGGAAUGCACAUGGGAUUCAACGAUGAGAGACGCUUCCCUGAUUUUUCUUACAUAGUUGCGGAAGGACCUGCCACCAAUUACAUUGAUUGUGUCAUUAUCUCUCAUUUUCACUUGGAUCAUUGCGGCGCCCUUCCAUAUUUUACGGAGAUGGUAGGCUAUACUGGACCAAUUUACAUGACACAUCCGACUAAGGCUAUUGCGCCAAUCUUGCUGGAAGAUAUGAGAAAGGUCGCGGUCGAACGUAAAGGUGAAAGCAAUUUUUUCACAUCGCAAAUGAUAAAAGAUUGCAUGAAGAAAGUCGUCGCUGUUACGCUUCAUCAGUCUGUAAUGGUCGAUCCGGAAUUGGAAAUAAAGGCAUACUAUGCUGGACACGUGCUCGGAGCAGCUAUGUUUUGGAUUCGCGUGGGCUCGCAAUCUAUCGUUUACACGGGAGACUAUAAUAUGACGCCAGAUCGACAUUUGGGUGCCGCGUGGAUAGAUAAAUGUAGACCAGAUUUAUUGAUAUCAGAAUCGACGUAUGCAACUACGAUUAGGGAUUCUAAAAGAUGCAGGGAAAGAGAUUUCCUUAAAAAAGUCCACGAGUGCAUUGACAAAGGCGGUAAAGUGCUGAUCCCUGUAUUUGCUCUCGGUCGCGCCCAAGAAUUAUGUAUACUUUUGGAAACAUAUUGGGAGAGAAUGAAUUUAAAAGUGCCCGUUUACUUUGCACUCGGUUUGACCGAGAAGGCUAAUAAUUAUUAUAAAAUGUUUAUCACCUGGACUAAUCAGAAAAUAAAGAAAACGUUUGUACAAAGAAAUAUGUUUGAAUUUAAGCAUAUAAAACCGUUCGAUAAAGCGUAUAUCGAUAAUCCAGGUGCGAUGGUGGUGUUUGCCACGCCGGGAAUGUUACACGCCGGUCUAUCUCUACAGAUAUUUAAGAAAUGGGCGCCUAACGAGGCCAAUAUGGUUAUCAUGCCGGGUUUCUGCGUGCAAGGCACCGUGGGUCAUAAGGUCUUGAACGGCACGCGCAGAAUAGAGUUUGAGAAUCGACAGAUCGUGGAAGUAAAAAUGGCCGUAGAAUACAUGUCCUUCUCCGCUCACGCCGAUGCGAAGGGGAUAAUGCAACUGAUACAGUAUUGCGAACCAAAAAACGUUAUGCUGGUACAUGGGGAAUUCGCCAAGAUGGAAUACUUGAAGGAGAAGAUUAAACAGGAAUUCGGUGUCAGCUGUUAUAAUCCCGCGAAUGGCGAAACUUGCGUCAUUACAACUACCUCCAAGGUUCCCGUGGAUGCUUCUUUAGCAUUGUUGAAGGCCGAAGCGAAAAGAUAUUCGGCUUUACCGCCAGAUCCGAAGAGGCGGAGAUUGCUUCACAGUGUUUUAAUGUUGAGAGAAGAUGGUGUUUGUCUCGUAGACGCGGAUGAGGUUGCAAAGGCUGCAGGUAUUACUAAACAUGUAGUGAGAUUUACAUCUACUGUACAAGUAAGAGAUCCUGGUCCAGCGCAUGCCACUACCUUAAAAUUGUUGCAACCGCUAAAAGAGAGAUUAUCAGGAUGGACAGUCCAAUUGACAGACGGCUCUAUAUCAGUUGAGUCUGUUUUGGUGAAAGUAGAAGGAGAUGAUGAUGAUCAAAAGAGUGUUUAUGUUUCGUGGACUAAUCAAGAUGAAGAUUUAGGUAGUUAUAUUCUCGGAUUUCUGCAAACAAUGUUGAAUUAAAGAAAAAGAAAUGAAUUGUCAAACAAGGAAAACUGAUUUGUGAUAUUAAAAUAUAGUUUUUCA
Camponotus floridanus (Florida carpenter ant) is the source of this 2025-nucleotide messenger RNA. RefSeq names its product integrator complex subunit 11 (gene IntS11). Bases 175 to 1962 code for a protein of 595 amino acids. NCBI's taxonomy places the organism in Eukaryota, Metazoa, Arthropoda, Insecta, Hymenoptera, Formicidae. The record is from RefSeq and is a predicted model, not a curated record. Gene Ontology annotation, cellular component: nucleus. Gene Ontology annotation, biological process: snRNA processing. The transcript is spliced from 5 exons.